GCGAUCUUUUGAGACAAAAUGUUUGUCUUGUAUUUGAUUAAGUUAUACGCGUUGUUUGCUUUGAUCCAAAGCCAGGCAGUGGACGGAGAGGUGGAUGUGUGGCCUCACCCACAAUACGCCACUGCGAGCCCAGACUUUCUACAAAUAGACUCAACAAAGUUUGUCUUCACUGAUAAAUCUGUGGUCAAAUGCGAUCUUCUAAGUCAUGCCAUCACCAGAACUAAGGAAACGGCAUUCAUUCAGAGCUGUUCCAGAACUGGUGUCGACGGCUAUAAACCAUUUUAUCAAAACUUCCGAAAUCUUCAGCUCAACGCCAAUUUCAAAGGAGAAUUAAGUGGUAUUGAAAUCGAUGUGAAGUCUUGCGAAAAGUUACCGCAUUUGGAGAUGAAUGAGAAAUACAAUCUUGUGGUCGACGGAAGCGCCCGAACGGCUCGUCUCGAGUCCGACACCAUUUGGGGUGCGAUCAGAGGAUUGGAGACAUUCUCUCAAUUGGUCUCAAAUGUCGGA
Molecule: messenger RNA, 507 nt
Organism: Medioppia subpectinata
Lineage: Eukaryota; Metazoa; Arthropoda; Arachnida; Sarcoptiformes; Oppiidae
Source: the annotation of a GenBank genome assembly